AUGAGGAUUAUUGUCGGAGCGCUGGCAUUCGCCUCAUUCAUUCUUUGGUUUUCUGCUGAAGCAAGGCUUUUGAAGGUUUUUAAGAACCGAGACUCAGCUAACAAGACCAUUACUAUUGCCUUCCAUUUGGAUGGAUUCACAGAACUAGAUACAAGAUCGGACUCCCAAGUCGGAAAAUGGCUGACGAACGUCACAAAUCAGGCCGAAGCCAAGUUGAAGAAGAAUUUGGGCAUGAACAUAACACUUGAAAUUUCAGACGUCAAUAUCCCUCGUGAUGAAGUUCUGAGGCAAAUUAGGACGUGGACGACAAACGGAUAUAUGCACGCUGAUACGGUUGUAAAUUAUAUCCAAAGAUAUUUUACUCAGAGCUACAAUCCUGACAUUCGAUGUCUUCUUACAAGGGACACACUCUAUGGCGAUGACUUAAGCCUUGGACCAGGCUAUUCAAAACACAAGGAUCUGUGCAAGGAUCUCGUUCCCGCUAUUAUGCAAUACAAGUUAGUGGACACUAAGAAAAGCGGCAAUUUCUUAUUUAGGAUGAUUAAAAACAGCCUUCCUUCUAACUGGAAGAGCCUGAACAAGAAUCAACGAAAUCUGUUGUUGGAUACAUGUAACAUACAGUACAAAAAUUCGGAGGCUGAUUAUGACUACUACUACGUCCUUCCCAUUUACAAGGAUUAUGUUUACGAAUAAACACAUUUCGAAGAAUCAAUAACGCCAAAAAAGUCAUUGUCUGCAGAUGAC
Molecule: messenger RNA, 744 nt
Organism: Ixodes scapularis (black-legged tick)
Lineage: Eukaryota; Metazoa; Arthropoda; Arachnida; Ixodida; Ixodidae
Exons: 9
Coding region: 1-693 (230 amino acids)
Source: RefSeq, a predicted model, not a curated record